This is a messenger RNA of Kwoniella mangroviensis CBS 8507, 237 nucleotides long. RefSeq lists its product as uncharacterized. The coding region runs from base 1 to 237 and encodes 78 amino acids. The record is from RefSeq and is a predicted model, not a curated record. The transcript is spliced from 2 exons. NCBI's taxonomy places the organism in Eukaryota, Fungi, Basidiomycota, Tremellomycetes, Tremellales, Cryptococcaceae.
AUGAUAUCUAAAUUUAUCCUUCUUGUCACCGUCCUCGCUCUAUGCCUCAUGGUAGUUCAAGGGUCACCCAUCAAAAUACCAUCUGCACCUACCACUAGAUCCACUGCAAAUGACAAAGCGACAAGGAACGAUCGACUGAGUAACGCACAGAGGAUUGCUAGAGGGUUACCAUUGAGAACUCCAGAAAGACUAUAUGAUCCGACUAGAGUCAAUCCUUUGAAAGCACGAGCUUCGUAA